GUGUGUGCAAUGAACGAUGUUCACUUGGUGAUGUGAUGGUGAAAAGUGCUUAAAGGGUUCAUGUCAGGAACUCCCGAGAUGCAGCCGUUCGCGAGCCCGAGCCGGGCGGAGGGCCCUCGCGAGUCGCCCCCCGCGCCCUCCGUACCACCUGCCGCCCCCGCGCGCCCCGUCCUCAACUUCUCCAUCGCGCGGCUCAUGGAGCCGGACCGGCGCAAGUCCGUGUCGCCGGAGCCGCCACCGCCGCUGCUGUCGUACGGCGCGCAGCUGCUGGACUCGGCGUUCAAGCAGUACAUCCCGGCGGCGCGGCGCCAGCUCGCCUCCCACUACCCGCUGCUGUACUACGGGCCGGACCUGGUGUCGCUGACGUACGCACACCAGCUGCACCUGCCGCGCCCGCCGCCGCCACAGUCGCCCCCGCGCCCCGCCAGCCCGCGCGCCCCCGCCCCCGACCACGCCGUCUCCUCCACCACCGGCCCGGCGCCCUCGCCCGCCAAGAGCAAGAGCUUCGCGUGCGGCGACUGCGGCAAGGUGUUCAACGCGCACUACAACCUGACGCGCCACAUGCCCGUGCACACGGGCGCGCGCCCCUUCGUGUGCAAGAUCUGCGGCAAGGGGUUCCGGCAGGCGUCGACGCUGUGCCGCCACAAGAUUAUUCACACGUCGGAGAAGCCGCACAAGUGCCUCACGUGCGGCAAGGCCUUCAACCGCUCCUCGACGCUCAACACGCACGCGCGCAUCCACGCCGGCUACAAGCCAUUCGUGUGCGAGUUCUGCGGGAAGGGCUUUCACCAGAAGGGCAACUACAAGAACCACCGGCUGACGCACAGCGGCGAGAAGGCGUACAAGUGCAACGUCUGCAGCAAGGCCUUCCACCAGAUCUACAACCUGACGUUCCACAUGCACACGCAUAACGAGCGGAAGCCGUUCACGUGCAACAUCUGCGCGAAGGGCUUCUGCCGGAACUUCGACCUGAAAAAGCACACGCGGAAGCUGCACAUGGGCGCGGGGAGCACCGCCAACGACUCGUCGCUGGACACGCAGGACGAGUCGACGCAGGAGGCCGGGACUAGCCCGGUGCGCGAGGACGCGGGCCGCAUCGCGUUCCGGCCGUUCCUGUCCUCCUCGUACCCGCGGCUGCUGGACCCGGCGCGCAUGACGGCCCCCGACACGUUCUUCUCCAAGCUCUUGUGACCCGGGCCGUACUUCAACGGCUACGAAACCAAGGAGUGAUUUGAUCGGGGAUUUGAGUAGACAAAUAUACAGAUUAUUAUUAUAUUUUGUAAAUAU
Messenger RNA from Aricia agestis (brown argus), 1287 nucleotides. Its product is annotated as fez family zinc finger protein erm-like. NCBI's taxonomy places the organism in Eukaryota, Metazoa, Arthropoda, Insecta, Lepidoptera, Lycaenidae. Gene Ontology annotation, cellular component: nucleus. The coding region runs from base 61 to 1191 and encodes 376 amino acids. The transcript is spliced from 2 exons. The record is from RefSeq and is a predicted model, not a curated record.